Lactuca sativa (garden lettuce) is the source of this 5834-nucleotide messenger RNA. Its product is annotated as myosin-6. Gene Ontology annotation, molecular function: ATP binding; microfilament motor activity; actin filament binding. Lineage: Eukaryota; Viridiplantae; Streptophyta; Magnoliopsida; Asterales; Asteraceae. Gene Ontology annotation, biological process: actin filament organization. Gene Ontology annotation, cellular component: cytoplasm; membrane; myosin complex. The record is from RefSeq and is a predicted model, not a curated record.
AUGCAGGCUACUGCAUCCAAUAUCAUAGUAGGAUCUCAAGUCUGGGUGGAGGAUAAUGAGGUAGCUUGGAUAGAUGGUGAUGUUCUUGAAAUGAAUGACAAAGAAAUAAAAGUAAAAUGCUCAAAUGGACAAGAAGUUGUUACAAAUGUGUCCCGUGUGUAUCCAAAAGAUCCAGAAGCAUCCGAAUGUGGAGUGGAUGAUAUGACAAAAUUGGCUUAUCUUCAUGAACCUGGUGUUCUACAAAAUUUAAAAAGUCGUUUUGAUAUGAAUGAAAUUUAUACUUACACAGGAAAUAUAUUGAUUGCUGUGAAUCCUUUCCAAAGAUUACCUCAUUAUUAUGAAAAAGAAGUGAUGAAGAAAUACAAAGGAGUAAAUCUUGGUGACCUGAAUCCACAUCCUUAUGCUAUUGCAGAUGCAGCAUACAGGCAGAUGGUUAAUGAGGGAAUAAGCCAAUCAAUUCUUGUAAGUGGAGAAAGUGGAGCUGGAAAAACAGAAGCAUCAAAAAAUCUUAUGCAGUAUCUUGCUUAUAUGGGAGGUCGCCCUGGAGCUGAUGGAAGGAGUGUAGAACAACAAGUCCUAGAAUCUAAUCCGGUUUUAGAAGCAUUUGGGAAUGCAAAGACUGUUAGGAACAACAAUUCAAGUCGUUUUGGUAAGUUUGUUGAGAUCCAAUUCAAUGGACAAGGGAAGAUAUCUGGAGCUGCUAUAAGAACUUAUUUGCUUGAAAGAUCACGUGUUUGUCAAGUUUCAGACCCUGAGAGAAGCUACCAUUGCUUUUACAUGCUCUGUGCUGCACCUCCUGAGGUGUGUGAGAAGUAUAAAUUGGGGAACCCUAGGACAUUUCGUUACCUUAAUCAAUCGAAAUGCUAUGAACUGGAUGGAUUAGAUGAAGCAAAAGAGUACCUUUCAACCAUUAAAGCCAUGGAUGUUGUUGGAAUAAGUUCUGAGGAACAGGAAGCUAUAUUCCGUGUAGUGGCUGCAAUUCUUCACUUAGGGAAUAUUGAGUUCACUAGAGGGAGUGAACCAGAUUCUUCUCAACCUAAGGAUGAUAAAUCUAGAUCUCAUUUGAAAACUGCAGCAGAGCUUUUCAUGUGUGAUGAGACAGCUCUCCAAGAGUCUUUCUGCAAGCGUGUGAUUGUAACUCGUGGUGAGAGCAUCACAAAAUCCCUUGAUCCAAAUUCUGCAGCUCUUAAUCGAGAUGCUUUGGCCAAAAUAGUUUACUCAAGAUUAUUUGAUUGGAUUGUGAGCAAGAUUAAUAAUUCUAUUGGUCAAGAUCCAAACUCCAAAUUCUUAAUUGGAGUUCUCGAUAUUUAUGGAUUUGAAAGCUUCAAGUCGAACAGUUUUGAGCAAUUUUGCAUCAAUCUGACUAAUGAGAAACUCCAACAACAUUUUAAUCAGCAUGUUUUCAAGAUGGAGCAAGAAUUGUAUACCAAAGAGGAAAUCAAUUGGAGUUACAUAGAGUUUGUGGACAAUCAAGACAUUCUAGAUCUCAUUGAAAAGAAACCUGGGGGAAUCCUAGCUCUAUUAGAUGAAGCUUGCAUGUUUCCAAGAUCCACUCAUAUCACAUUUGCUGAAAAGCUUUACCAAACAUUCAAAGGUCAUAAACGUUUUAGCAAACCAAAGCUAGCAAAAACAGACUUUACCAUUUGUCAUUAUGCUGGUGAUGUCACAUAUCAAACCGACUUCUUCUUGGAUAAAAACAAGGACUAUGUUGUUGCAGAACAUCAGGCACUUUUGAGUGCUUCUAAGUGUUCCUUUGUAUCAGGCUUAUUCCCACCUCUUCCUGAAGAUUCUUCUAAAGCUUCUAAGUUCAUAUCAAUUGGUUCCCGAUUCAAGCAACAAUUACAAGCUUUACUUGAGACACUGAGUCACACAGAGCCACAUUAUGUUCGGUGUGUGAAACCGAAUAAUGUUCUAAAGCCUAAUAUAUUUGAGAAUCAGAACAUAUUGCAACAACUUCGAUGUGGAGGAGUGAUGGAGGCAAUCAGAAUCAGUUGUGCUGGAUUUCCCACUCGUAAACCGUUCCAUGAAUUUAUCGAACGCUUUGAAAUCCUUUCACCUGAUGUUGUACAUAUGAGUGAUGAGGUGGAGGCUUCAAAGAUUCUGUUAGAGAAGGCUAACCUUGAAGGCUAUCAGAUUGGUAAAACAAAAGUGUUUCUGAGAGCUGGACAGAUGGCAGAAAUAGAUGCUCGAAGAAGCGAGGUUUUAGGAAGAUCAGCUUCUAAGAUCCAAAAUAAAUUUCUUUCAUAUUCUGCUUGCAAGAAGUUUACCAUGUUACGAUCUGCAGCAAUACCAUUACAAGCUUUUUGUAGAGGGGAAGUUGCACGCUCUUGGUAUCAGCGUAGGAGGAGAGAAGUGGCAUGUUUGAGGAUCCAGAAAAUUGGACGCAUGCAUUAUGAUAGAAAAGCUUACAAAUUCUUACACUCUUCAGCUAUUCAAAUUCAAAAUGGAAUGCGUGGGAUGGCUGCACGCAAAGCAUAUAAUCAUAAAAGGCAAACAAAAGCUGCAAUUGGCAUCCAGACUCGAUCACGUCAUCAUCUGGCAUGUCGUCGUUAUUUGAAGAUGAAGAAAGUGGCAAUUUAUGCUCAGUCUGUGUUAAGAAGAGACUUGGCACGCAUUGAACUUAGGAACCUUAAAAAGGCUGCAAAAGAUACUCGUGCUCUUGAACAGUCUAAAGCUAAAUUGGAAAGAGAACACAAAGAACUCACAAUACGAUUAGAACAGGAGGAACGCAUGAGGGCUGAGGCAGAAGAAGCUAAAAAUAAGGAAAAGGCUAUACUGGAGUCUAGUUUAAAGGAGAUGAAAAGUCAAUUGGCAGAGGUGGAGGAAGCUAAAAAGAAGGAAAGUGAACAAAUGCAAUCGGCUUUGAAGGCUGUUGAAGUUCAAUUGGCUGAGGUGGAGGAAGUUAAAAAAAAGGAAAGUGAACAAAUGCAAUCUGCUUUGAAGGCUGUUGAAGUUCAAUUGGCUGAGGUGGAGGAAGCUAAAAGUACCGAAAUUGCAAAUCUGCAAACUACUUUAAAGGAUGCAGAAACUCAAUUGGCUGAUUUGGAGGAAGCUAAAACUAAGGAAACUACUCAACUACAGUCAGCUUUAAAGGAUGUGGAGGAAAAAUUUGUUGAAAUGGAGGAAGCUAAAAAUAAGGAUAUUGCAAAUCUACAUUCUACUUUGAAGGAGACUGAAGUUCAAUUGGAAGCUAAAAACAAAGAAUCUGCAAAACUUCAAUCUGAUUUACAAGAGAUGGAAGUUCAAGUCCAAGAAACUAAAGAACUAUUAGAGUCUAAAAAGAUAGAACUCGAGCAACUUCUUGCUACUCACAAUGAGAAAGUAGAAAGCCUUACUGCUGAUAAUGUGAAAUUCCAGGAAAAGGUUAGUACACUAGAACAGGAAAUUAAUGAAACACAAACGAAAUUGGAAGAAACCACAAAAUUGAGUGAAGAUAGGUUGAAGGAAGCCAUGGAAGCAGAAAAUCGGAUAAUUGAUAUAAAGAUUGACAUGCAAAGUCUUCAAGAAAAAAUUGCUGACAUGGAAGCCGAGGAAGAGAUUCUGAGACAUAAGCAACAAAGGAAUGGAGGACCUUCAAAGGAAUUUGAUAGCAACUUGACAAAUUCCACAAUAGGAAAGGAGCGUGAUUUGGUUGAUGCUCUUAUGAAAGCUGCUACACAAGAACUUGGAUUUUCUCAAGGGAAACCAGUUGCUACAUAUGUUAUAUACAAAAGUCUUUUACACUGGAAAACUUUUGAAUUAGAAAUAACAACCGUAUUUGAUCGUAUUAUCCAGACCAUUGGUUCUUCAAUAGAGAAAAAAGAAGACAUUAAACACAUGGCUUAUUGGCUCUCUUUUACUUCAACAUUGUUUUUUCUGAUUCAAAAAACUUUAAGUCCAGCUCCUCAUAAACCCCAGCAGCCAACAUCAUUAUUUGGAAGGAUGACACAAGGAUUUCGAUCAGCUUCCAUUAUUAGUAUAGUGCAUCAUGUGGAGGCCAAAUACCCAGCUUUGCUUUUUAAGAAGCAACUUGCAGUUUAUGUUGAAAAAUUAUAUGGAUUUAUUCGCAACAGCUUGAAGAAAGAUUUGUCACAUUUUCUUUCCUCUUGUAUCCAGGCACCAAUUACAUCAGAUGGUAAAUCUUAUCCAACUAGUUAUUGGGAGAGCAUAAUUGAAAGCCUAAAUGGUGUUCUUGAUACACUAAAAGAAUUCCAUGUGCCACCUGUCAUUAUUCAGAAGGUUUUUGCUCAAGUUUACUCUUUCAUUGAUGUGCAACUCUUCAACAGCCUUCUUAUGCAUAAAGAGUGUUGUACACUUGGGAAUGGGGAGUAUGUGAAAUCAGGGUUAGCUAAAUUAGAAGCUUGGUGUACUAAGGCAACUGCAGAGUAUGCAGACUCAGCAUCGGAUGAACUUCAGCGUGUAAGACAGGCAGUUGGAUUUCUGGUUAUAGAAAAGAAGUCUAAAAUCACAUAUGAUCAACUCACAACUAAUAUAUGUCCUGUUCUAAGUAUUCAACAAAUCCACAAAAUCUGCACAUUCUAUGCAAAUGACAAUGAAGGAAGCAAUAGCGUCCCCCCAGAAGUUAUUUCCAAGUUCAAAGUUCUAAUGCAUGAGGACACCGAAAGCCCUGAUAGUGACUCCUAUUUGUUGGAUGACAAUUCUAGCACUUCUUUUCCAAUUGAGGAAAUUAGUAAGUCAAUAAACGAGAAAGGUUUUUCAGACAUGAAACCUCCAAAUGAACUCCUUGAAAACCCUGAGUUUCAGUUUUUAAAGGAGUAGGGCUCUGUGGCUGUUUUUAUUUAUUAAUUUUUUUGGUUGGAAGGACACACACACACACACACACACGCAUGCAUAUUCAUGGGAAAAGAUUUCCCUUCCCAAUCCAAAGUCCAAACCAAACCUUAAUUGGUGCACCCCAACUCUCGCCAAACCUCAUUGCGCACCUCCAAGUUUCACAUUGUACAUAACAAACCCUUAUCUUUCAAUUCUUAACGGAAUACUCCCUCCCUCCAUCACAUGGCUUUUUCUCAGAAGCUCUUUACCCACAAACUUGGUGUAGCUUUUGUACCUACUUUACUUGAGGAAGGUCUUUUUGGUAAUUUGCGACUCUUGAAAGAUGAUCAACACUGAUGGCUGGAUGAAACAUCGCCAGCUGGCUAUUGGAUCUUCGACUCAAACUUGCAAAAAGUUUCAGAGGAUUUUAUUUUUCAUCAAUCCGUCUGUUAUGGUGGAGAUUUUGAGAGCUCUUCAUGGAAAGUAUAAGACCAAUCAAUCUUUCAGCCGGCAGCCGUUGGAGACUUGAUGUCAAGCUCUCUUAUCAAUGACAUUAAGUUCAGUGAAGAUAAUUUCCUUACAGCCAUUGGAGACUUGAUGAAAAACUUCUGCUUGGGUAAUGUUGUAAUAUGGGCAUUAAAACUUAUACCCAUGCCUCACCUUGGGUAUGUAUGCACAUGGAUACUUUUGAAAAAAAAAUGUACUGUAAAAAGGAUGUGUCUACAUUUUUGUUAUAGUAUUAGACUAUUAGUCAUUUUGGGAUGGAAACUCUCAUAUUUGUUUUGUAACAUAUGCUAAGGUCAGGUGCUUAAUUAACAAAAUCAAGUUAUUAUAUAGAAAUACAAAAUAUACUUUCACGCUAAUAUGAAAAUAUAAUGCAAUGCUUGGAUUUCAUAUCAUCAUUUAUUUUUACCAUCAUGAGGGAACAAAUUAACUGAUAAGUUAGGGGUGUUCAUUUGAUGGACCGGUUCCCAUCCUAUCCGAUCCGUUCAAGUGAAUCCAAAUUGAUUUUGGUUUUAAAGCAUGGACCGGUCAACUCGGUUUUCAACACUUGAGACAUUUAAAAAACUAUAUAGCUUGAA